GGUUUGUAUAAUAAAAGCAGCGUAACACAACACUGCUUGUCAAAGCUAUUUGAUUUGAUCUGAUGUCAAAUAAAAUGACAAAGCAUGUUUCAGUCGCAAAAUGGCUACGCUGGAAUUAGGUAACAAAUCUAAGAAAAAGGAUGACAAACUCAACAAGUUUAUCUGUCCCAUCACGUAUACCAGUCAGUUGCCCGACCCAACUGUGGGCUGCAAAUUUCUGCCGUGUGGAAAAACUUUGCUAGACUUUACCACAGAGCCGGUAUCCUUUCCGCAGCUCGAAACGCAGUUUAGCUAUCAGUUUAAGGGGCUGCAGUUGCUCUUUGAUAUCGAUCUGGUCAACCCAGGUAUUUACGCGCACAGCAACGGGGAGGCAAUCGAAAUGGAUCCCAAGGAUGCCGGCCUACUCGCGGACAUUGAGGCGCUGCACAUUAACAAUCAAAAGCCAAAGGCGCUGCAUAGCUUUCCGACCCGCGCCCAGGAGUGCCGCGAGCUAUUUGCCAAAGAGCGAACCGCUGUGCCUCGGCCACGCGCAGGUCUUCAACGGCUGCAGCCGGAGCCAGAGCAUCUGGAGCUCGAGUCCUUCAGCCUUGAGCAGCAGAAGCAGAUCGUUCAACAAACAUUCGUUGAUAUUGAGAAGCCUCUGGGAUGCCAUCCCACAAAGUCGGCAAGCACCGCACGACCCGUCGCCCAGCUGCCCAUUUUUCCUGAGGCCAACUACUCGCAAUAUGAGCACGAACUCGUCCAGGUUCAGUUUGGUAUUCCGCCCAGCGGCAAUAGCAACGGGCUGCUCAAGGACUGCGGAAACUAUUUGGUCAACUUUAAGGUAAAACCCGAGCCGCUAUUCAAGCAGAUUCAGCACACCUCUGGCCAAAGCCUAGUCACUUACCUCGCCGAGGAGCGCUACAAGGAGGAGCGCACCGCGGACAGCGCCGACCGUGGGGAACGCUUUAUGCUGCGGGAGAAGGAUGGCAGCAUCUAUUACCAGGCAGUCAGCAAGCACAUCAAGUUGCGCAAGGAGCGACCGAGUCCACAAGCUACGGCCAACGUCUGUCUGCUGCAGAUCAAGCGCACUAAGGAUAAUCCUCAACAGCUAAGCUCCGGAAUCAAGAAGUAGUUUGAGAAAUCAAUCAAUACAUUUUUGAUCUGUAGAAUUGCAAAAACUUUCUUCGCAAAUUGCAAUCUUUUUUGGAAA
This is a messenger RNA of Drosophila montana, 1192 nucleotides long. RefSeq lists its product as uncharacterized. The record is from RefSeq and is a predicted model, not a curated record. Bases 101 to 1114 code for a protein of 337 amino acids. The transcript is spliced from 3 exons. Gene Ontology annotation, biological process: transcription elongation by RNA polymerase II. Gene Ontology annotation, molecular function: chromatin binding; RNA polymerase II complex binding. NCBI's taxonomy places the organism in Eukaryota, Metazoa, Arthropoda, Insecta, Diptera, Drosophilidae. Gene Ontology annotation, cellular component: Cdc73/Paf1 complex.